Messenger RNA from Schizophyllum commune H4-8, 748 nucleotides. RefSeq lists its product as uncharacterized. Bases 1 to 660 code for a protein of 219 amino acids. The transcript is spliced from 5 exons. Lineage: Eukaryota; Fungi; Basidiomycota; Agaricomycetes; Agaricales; Schizophyllaceae. The record is from RefSeq and is a predicted model, not a curated record.
AUGGCUGGCAAGUGCCGUCAAUGGUAUCCCGGGCUAGCCCAAUGUCAACACGAGCGGGCAGCCCAAUGCGCCAAUACUCCCGAGGCAGCCCAAUGCCACGGCAUACGGGCACCUCAAUGGUGCGCCGCGCCGGCUUUUCUCCGCGCUCUCGCCGCUGACCUUACCAAAAGAUCCCCUCCGCAUUGUUUUUCCCAACCUACUACGCCACGCAAGAGGGUCGAUGAUUUGUGGAGCUCGCCCAAUCCCGCGGACACGGGCAGCUCGAUGAAAUCAUCAGCGUUCAGCCUCAAACCUCGAAAACGCCCCGAAACCACGCGAAGGCGUGAAUCUCUUGUGGAGUUUGCCCAAUGGAGCGAAGAUCGGGUAGCUCAAUCACUUCUCCGUUAUCGUCUCGUAGAGCUCUUCGAAUCCCAGCUGCCGAGUGGCAAUGAGAUCUCUGGAUCAAUACCACGCCAACUUCUUAUUCACCGGCUACCGCGUCGCCUUCAAGUCAAGCUGAAGACCAUGGGAAAGCCAGCUCGUCGCCACCGAAGACAGACAGGCCUCUGCAACGGUCGCCAUCGACUGUCAGAGCACGACGACGGAUACAGAGGCCAAGGACCGCUGCCGUCCGAUGGAACUUCUCCGCCCGGCGACGCAAGGAGGUCGGCAGGCCAAUGAGUCCCCAAAGUUCGUCGGCCUCUAUUUCGGUCAAGGAACCGUGCUCAGUUUGCGAAACAAAUGUGUUUCGCUUUCACCUCGAGUGUCC